GCGACGGCGCAGACGCCGCUCGGGGCAGGGGCCCGGCGGCUGGAGGUCUGUCUCGAGCCCAGAGAGGAAAGCCCCGGACAGGCUAAGAGUGCCCAUCUUGCUGCCCGCUGCCCUCGGUGAGAUGGACGAGGCUCCCAAGGACAGGACGUCACUGGUGCAGGGCGCCAAGGCUGUCGCCAGGGAGGUGAGGAAGCAUGUGCACCAGGCGGUGGACCAGGCCCAAGAUGGCUACACACAGAGGUCUUACCACCGCUUCCAGGACGAGGACGACCUCCCCGGGGGGGAGACCUACCCCGGGGACACCCAGGAGGACGAGGGCUCCAGCGAGGCCACGGAGGGCCACGAUGAGGACGACGAGAUCUAUGAGGGGGAGUACCAGGGCAUCCCCAGCGAGCCGCAGGCCAAGGACAGUGUCAUGGUCGUGGGACAGCCCCCCGGCCCCCAGUACAAGGACCGGCGGGAGCUGGAGUCAGAGCGGCGAGCGGACGAGGAGCUGGCCCAGCAGUACGAGCUCAUCAUGCAGGAGUGUGGCCACGGCCGCUUCCAGUGGCUGCUCUUCUUCGUCCUGGGUAUGGCUGUGAUGGCCGACGGCGUGGAGGUGUUUGUGGUGGGCUUCGUGCUGCCCAGCGCCGAGACGGACCUGUGCAUCCCAAACUCGGGGUCGGGAUGGCUCGGCAGCAUCGUGUACCUCGGGAUGAUGGUCGGGGCUUUCUUCUGGGGUGGCCUGGCGGACAAGGUGGGGAGAAAGCAAGCCCUGCUGGUCUGCAUGUCCAUCAACGCCCUCUUCGCCUUCCUCUCAUCGUUUGUCCAAGGCUAUGGCUUCUUCCUCUUCUGCCGCCUGCUCUCAGGAUUCGGGAUCGGAGGGGCCAUUCCCACCGUGUUCUCCUACUUUGCUGAGGUGCUGGCCCGGGAGAAGCGGGGGGAGCACCUGAGCUGGCUGUGCAUGUUCUGGAUGAUCGGCGGCAUCUACGCCUCCGCCAUGGCGUGGGCCAUCAUCCCGCACUACGGGUGGAGCUUCAGCAUGGGCUCGGCCUACCAGUUCCACAGCUGGCGCGUGUUUGUCAUCGUCUGCGCCCUGCCCUGCGUGUGCUCCGUGGUGGCACUCACCUUCAUGCCUGAAAGCCCGCGCUUCCUGUUGGAGGUUGGGAAGCAUGACGAGGCCUGGAUGAUCCUAAAGUUAAUUCACGACACCAACAUGCGUGCGCGCGGCCAGCCCGAGAAGGUCUUCACGGUGAACAAAAUCAAGACCCCGAAGCAGCUAGACGAGCUGAUCGAGAUCGACAGUGACACAGGGACCUGGUACCGCAGGUGUUUCGUUCGCAUCCACACAGAGCUCCACGGAAUUUGGCUGACGUUCAUGAGGUGUUUCAACUACCCCAUCAGAGAGAACACCAUCAAGCUCACGGUGGUUUGGUUCACGCUGUCCUUUGGGUACUAUGGGCUGUCUGUCUGGUUCCCUGAUGUCAUUAAGCACCUGCAGUCUGAUGGCUACGCACUGCUCACCAGGAACGUACAGAGGGACAGAUUUGCCAACUUCAGCAUCAACUUCACCAUGGAGAACCAGGUCCACACGGGGAUGGAAUAUGACAACGGCAGGUUCCUAGGAGUCAAGUUCAAAUCUGUGACCUUUAAAGAUUCGGUUUUUAAGUCCUGUACCUUUGAGGAUGUGACUUCUGUCAACACCUACUUCAAGAACUGCACCUUCAUCGACACCGUGUUCGACCACACAGACUUCGAGCCAUACAAGUUCAUCAACAGCGAGUUCCAGAACUGCUCCUUUUCCCACAACAAGACGGGGUGCCAGAUCACCUUCGACGAUGACUACAGCGCCUACUGGAUUUACUUCGUCAACUUCCUGGGGACGCUGGCCGUGCUGCCGGGGAACAUCGUGUCCGCUCUGCUGAUGGACAGAAUCGGGCGCUUGACGAUGCUGGGUGGCUCCAUGGUGCUGUCGGGCAUCAGCUGCUUCUUCCUGUGGUUCGGCACCAGCGAGUCCAUGAUGAUUGGCAUGCUGUGUCUGUACAAUGGGCUGACCAUCUCCGCCUGGAACUCGCUGGACGUGGUCACUGUGGAGCUGUACCCCACAGACCGCAGGGCGACGGGCUUCGGCUUCCUGAACGCGCUCUGCAAGGCGGCGGCCGUGCUGGGGAACCUGAUCUUCGGCUCCCUGGUGGGCAUCACCAAGGCCCUCCCCAUCCUGCUGGCCUCCACCGUGCUGGUGUGCGGGGGCCUCGUGGGGCUGCGCCUGCCGGACACACGGACCCAGGUCCUGAUGUGA
Lepus europaeus (European hare) is the source of this 2278-nucleotide messenger RNA. RefSeq names its product synaptic vesicle glycoprotein 2C (gene SV2C). Lineage: Eukaryota; Metazoa; Chordata; Mammalia; Lagomorpha; Leporidae. Gene Ontology annotation, biological process: transmembrane transport; chemical synaptic transmission. Gene Ontology annotation, cellular component: membrane. The record is from RefSeq and is a predicted model, not a curated record. Bases 122 to 2278 code for a protein of 718 amino acids. Gene Ontology annotation, molecular function: transmembrane transporter activity. The transcript has 13 exons.